AUGUGCGCCAAGGGCGGGGCGAGGCCUGUGCGAGGCCGGGGAUGGUGACGGGCGGCCCUGCGCCGCCAUGGAGCCGGAACGACAGGCGUUACCGCUGGAGAACGCCGCCAUCCUGUCCGAGGGCGCCCUGCAGGACGGGCACCGCCUCUGGAUCGGCAACCUCGACCCCAAGAUCACCGAGUACCACCUUCUCAAACUCCUUCAGAAGUUCGGCAAAGUAAAGCAAUUUGAUUUUCUCUUUCACAAGUCUGGAGCUUUGGAGGGGCAGCCGAGGGGUUACUGUUUUGUGAACUUUGAAACCAAACAGGAAGCAGAAAAGGCGAUCCAGUGUCUCAAUGGGAAGCUGGCCCUUUCCAAGAAGCUGGUGGUGCGGUGGGCGCACGCACAAGUCAAGAGAUAUGAUCAUAAUAAGAAUGAGAAGAUUCUCCCAAUCAGCCUGGAGCCAUCGUCCAGCACAGAGCCGCCCCAGUCCAACCUGAGUGUCAGUGCAAAAAUAAAGGCCAUUGAAGCCAAGCUGAAAAUGAUGGCAGAAAAUCCAGACGCAGAAUAUCCAGCAGCGCCUGUCUAUUCUUACUUCAAACCACCAGAAAAGAAAAGGACUACUCCUUACUCCAGAGCAGCCUGGAAAUCUAGAAGAUGAUGCUUAUUGAAUGGGAUGAUGGUAGCAAGAAACACUGCUUUGUAUGCCUGGAAUCUCCCAAUGCUUUUGUACUCUGUAGGGUGAGAAGGAUGCUCCCCCUGAGCACAGCACCGCUGUACUGGCGCAGUGUUUGUGACACUCGGGUUGGUUGCUGGGUGCUCUUGUUGCCCGUGUAGCUUCACAGCUGAGAGCUGUUCAGAGGAGUAGGUUCCAUUCAAAGCCUCUGAUGAACAUACAGACAGCCUCUGGAUAGCUUGCACUCAUUAGCAAGAUUAGAGACAGUAACCAGUGUGUGGAGUAAAGCACAUCCAAACAUACUCUAUUUAAGUGAUUACUUUUUAAAGUCUUUUUGGACAAAAGAUACUCCAAUUCGUGUUUCUAACAGAGGGGGAAACACCUGGUUUUGAUUAACAUUCUGUAGUUACCAUGGAAAACUUUUUCAUCUCAAUAAAACUCAUUUUAAAUAGA
Molecule: messenger RNA, 1108 nt
Organism: Tympanuchus pallidicinctus (lesser prairie-chicken)
Lineage: Eukaryota; Metazoa; Chordata; Aves; Galliformes; Phasianidae
Gene: RBM18
Product: RNA binding motif protein 18
Exons: 5
Coding region: 68-640 (190 amino acids)
Molecular function (GO): RNA binding
Source: RefSeq, a predicted model, not a curated record